AUGGUUCGCGAUGUGUUUUCGAGUGAGUACCCUUUAUUCACCAUUUGCUUGAUGCGUCUUCUGAGGCAUAUGAGCGGGGAAUGGGAGAAUUUCCUCAGUUUUGCGAUUCUUCAUUCUCUGAACCCCGCCCUGGCUCACAAAGCCUCCAAAGACGCAACUAGAGUCUAGUGAAUAAGAUAAAAUGAUGAAAAGUAGAGCGAGACCUUGUCUUGGAAUGCGACAUUGGCGACCUUGUCGAGCAAUGGAAGCGGGAAGGCAUGUCUUUGGACCAGAUAAUUGAAAUUCUAACGCAAUCCUACAGUGCAACUGCUCAGGUUAUUUUCUCGAUGUUUGUUGGCUGAAUAUUUUUCGAUCUUGCUAUUCUUUCUCAUGAGCUAAUUGGUCCUAUAUAGAUUUUAUCAAAUCGGAAAAUCUUCAAGAUUAAUUCAAAAAGAUAUAGAAAAUUUCUGCGAAUAUCAAGGGUACCGGCUGAUAAAACUAUUGUAGGUGUGCAACGUCUUGACUUCUUUUUUCGUGGACCUUGGCGAUCAUAGGCCUACAAGACGUAGGAGGUCGCGGAAAAAUCGAGAGGAUGACGAAACAGCAGAUGGCGAUUUUUAUGAUGGACGAUUAGGUUUUCUUUCCACUUUCUAAUUUUAUUGGUUUCGUUUUUUUGAGUUCACGGAAAUUUCGUGAUCAAGAUAUUGCUGGGUUGAUUUUUUUUUACGCCGUGCAAACAUUUUUCCAAAAUCACCUUGCCACUCAAGUUUCAACAGUUUAUAAUUUUGAUACGGUGGCUUACCCUUUUCUGUGGUUGUAUCCCAAUUUAAAAAAAUAAAAUGAAAAAUUUCUGCUUUCAGUUAGGAUUUAUCAAUGAUUUUUGCCGAAAAAUUAACUAUUUUUUUGUUUGGAGAAGCCGAAAGAUGCGUUGAAAUGGCUCUUUCUACUCUCGUUGUCCGUUACUUUUCGCCUGAAGUGGCCGAUACAAUCUUUGAAGAAGAUAGCAUUGGUAUCGAUUGGCUGCCGAAUCUUAUUUCUCAUCGGUUUGUUCAUCAACUUUUCUUCCAUUUUAGUGGGCGAGAGGCUCCCUUGUACGACUGUUGAUGCUUAUAUCAACGGAAGAACAGACUUUUUUUUUCCCCUAUAAAAAAAAUUGAGAAAAUUUCAGCACAAAAGUGGGCGCAAUUCUUUUUUUCUGCUCAUCUUUUUGAAUUUUUUUUCAAAUGACCUAAGUAGGUGUUAUUAGGGUGGCAUAAAAGAAAUGCGGAUUUCAAUGUAACUUUAUUUAUUUAUAAAUUUAAAGAUUAUCACUGGUCAAUUUCAAAAGUAAUAUAUCUGCAUUAAUGACUGGCGAGCAACAUUCACGCCAAAAUUUUUUGAUAUAGUUGGUCUCCUGUGACGUCAGUCGAGAAGCAAAAUUCAUAAGCUUAUAUGAACAAAAAAGGAAAAACUGAGAGAAGGCUUGUCCCCGCCUGAAGGGCAGCGCACACGCCAUCAGUAGGUGAUCCAAUGAUCGGAACGGAUGGUAAAUUAAAAAAAAACCAAGUCUGAGUCCUUCAGCAGAUGAAACAGAUUUUCCCAGCUCUUUUCCACUGUUGUGCUGACAUUUCCACAAAAAGCGGAAAGUGUUUUUUUUUUUUGCUGUUUUUUGAACUUAUUUCCCCUUGAAGUUGCAGCUUAAUUUUGAAUACUAAUACUAUUAACACUGAUAAGGGUCCGCAGUGUCAAUUCAAUCAAAAAAUAAAACUCAGAAGUACAAAAAUUCUUAAUAUUGCACAAAACUCCAAUCUUCUUCUUUGUGGUUGUCGAGUUUUGCAGACGGUUUCUGUAUCUCACUAAAUUUAAAUCGCUGAGGCUUUUGUCUAUGUGGCCCCACUGAGCUCAUCUUCCAUCCGUUUAAAGAAUAGAAUAGUGAAAGCAACGUUUCUUGGGCUAAUGAGUUGGAACUCCAGCAUUUGCGAAGCGUGUCGUUCUACUUUGGUCACAGAGCCCAGACGGCUCUCAUUUUUUGGGCUCCCGAAUAGGGAAAACAGUUUUCAUUGUAAGCAUGGGUCCAUAAGAGCCAAGUUUCGCAGAUAAAAUUUUUGGGUAACAUUUUCAAAGUAAUUUAUGUAAUAAAAAAGCUCAGUGAAAAUUAGGAAAUAUCAUAUCAGACGAUGCAAAAGUUAAAAAAAAACAUGCUCCGACAAAUAUUGCUUUUCAAAUCAAAUACAAAAAGAUGGAAACGCAUUUAUUUCAUGUCACCUUAAUAUUUUUUUUUUUUUGAGAUGCUGGAGGUCUUUUUUGUACGGUUUGAUGGAGCAACACCCGCAUUGUUUAAUGCUCAAUUUCGCUAUGAAAUUGAUUUCGGAUGCCGGAUAUCAGAAUGAAAUAAGCAGCGUCAACUCGGCGGCACAACAGGUUGCCAUUUUACUGUUAUUAAAAUACGUUCGAAGUUUUGUUGCAGCUCGACAUUUUUUCUCGAGUAUUUUUCACGUCUCUAGAGAAGACCGUUCUGAAAAGGAAGCACGGAGAGUCGAGUGACAUUUACCAAGAUGCUUUCACUGAAUUGGUUCCCUUUUUGUGUACUGUUGAGAAACGUUUUUUUUUAGUUUCGAGUCGUGUCUCAAGGGGAGCACACCUUUGUCUACACCUAUGCUCUUCUCAAGGUUCGAAAACUUUUUAAAGCGAGUACUACAGGUGAAGUUGUUUUGCAGCGUGCAGCUCUCAAGUCCAAGGGCUGGAGAGCGGCGGCUUCUGAACAUUUGGCUGAAGAACUUCGCCUUGCCAUCAGUAAAAGGCAUCUCGUCGAGGCAACAUCUUUGCGAUUGUCAAUCACAAGAUCGCAGAAAAACGAGGUCUAGCCUUGAACCAGGGAAUGCAAAAGGUGGUGGCUAGAGAGUUUUAUGAAACUUGGUAUAUAGGUACUUCAGGACACCCGGACUCCAAAGCAUGUUGAGGAAAGUCCCUUUUAAGUUCUAGAUAAAUUAUGACACCUCAAAGUUUGCACGCAAAAAUGCAUUGAAUGGAAGGUAAGAAUGUGCUGCGGAGGCGUCUGGCGUAAAUUUUUCGACAAAAAAUUAAUUUUUUUCUUGUUUUUUUUCAAGCUCAAUGUGCUUCAAUAAACAUUGAGCUUUUUUUAUCACAAAAAAAUCAUGGAAGUUGAAAAAAAGAAAUUAAAUCAAUUUUUUUAAUUAAUUUGAUUUAUUAUAGUUUUUUUCUGAAGAAAAAGAGUCUACUGACCAUAAAGAAAGAUAGCUUCAAAUUUUUUGUUGAUAGUCUUCCUUCAAACCAGUCAAAAUAGGAGUUUUUAACAAUUUGAACAGUUGUUUUCGUUUCACCUCCAUCAGUUUAUUCAAGAAAAAAAAAAUGCAAAAAUUCAUUUAACCAAAAGGGAUCUGAGCCUACACAAUAGGCUUUGCAGCAAAAGGCCGUUAGCCACUUCACCGCACCGCCUGCUGGAAUUCUUAUUGAGCCGUCGCAACACAUCCCUAUCAAUUCCAUCCAAUGCAUUUUUGCAUGAAAACUUCGAGGUGCCCUAGACUCGACUAGACUCAAAAAGGCUUUUUAAUACAUUUGGAAUCAGGGUUUCCUGAAGUACCUAUCCACCAAGUUUCAUCAAAAUCUCAACCUACCACCUGUUGCACUUCCCAGCUGAGAUGAACUUUUCAUCGAAAACUCCAAUAUUUUUUAGGAAUCGGUGUCUUGUGUACUAAGAAAAUACUUUUCGUUUAGGCAUCUCAACACCUUACACAAGCCAUAUUCAUGAUGAUCAACAAGAAGGAGCUCAACCCAGCUGAUGUGUCUCUGAUUUACGAGGUCUCCCAUUCUUUUGUUUGUGUGUUGUUAGUCACAGCACUCAAGCUUUCCCGACUUGAAAGACGCGAUAGGCAGGUUGGCAUGGGUGACUAUUUCGUACGCGACGCACCUUUUCAGUUAAACGAACGAGAGUAUAGACAUGAUGAUGAACGUAUUUGUUCCAAAAACUUUUCUAUAAUUGCUUUGGACCUCGAGUUUUCCGCCAAAACUCGCGUCGCUUAGGCAACGAAUCGCUCUUGCCAGUCUACCCAUCUUUCCUUUCAACGGGAAAAAGUAGAUUUUAUCACUAAAUGUCCAUCAAUUUUUCAGCAUUACAUAAUGCCAUGUGCGCCGCCGAUCGACUUCAUCCGCGAGCCUUUGUUUCAAGAACUUCUGUUCGACGCUUUGUUUCAUUGUGAUGGCCCCAAGGUGAAUGGAGGACUCAUAAAUUAUCUGAAUCAGAUUAGGCGUUUCAGAUCUUGCCUUCUCAUUUUUUUUUUGUAGGAAUAUGGGACAAUUAGUGAAAUCUUCCAAAUUAUUAAGCGGACGCAGUAGUCAUAAAUUCAAGAUUUCUUGCCGUUUUAAACGGUUUUAAAAUAUUAACUUUCGCGUAAAAUGCCUCAUACAACCUAUUUUACAGGUGGGUGUCGAGCACCGCGACAAGUACAUAUACCUGGUGGCGUACGCGGCGUCUGUUGUAGAAAAAGGAACCAAGGCGCAGAAAAAUGUAUGUUUUUUUAGGCUGACGCCUAGGUUCUUUUCCGAUGUAGCCAUUUCACGGCUUUUGUUUUUCUCCGAGCUAGAGAAUUCUUCCAUUCGUUUGUGCGCGGCUUUUUUCUGUUCCAACGCCUUUAGAAUACCGAAAAUAUGCAGGCGCAUGCACAAAGACAGGCUUCUCGCAUCGAAGGGAAGGGUUCUAUAGCUCAGAGGGAAACAAAAAUUGUGACAAGCUUUCGCGGAAUGAACUAUAGAAAGAAAACUUGAAGCGGGCUCUCUCUCAAUCAAACGCUCAAUAGUCGAAUUUUUUUCCGACACAACAAUCCAAAAAAUCUAUAAAUGAAAGAAUAAAUAAACCUGUCUGUCCUGAUAUUGAAAUCAAUACAAAAAAAAGAUUAGCACGGCGGUUCUUAGAAAUAUCAAUUUUUUGUUCACUUUUACUUGUUUUUUUUUUAGCAAUCUCGCAACGACCUCGACGCUUGUCGGAUUGCACUCGAACGGGCUCUGAGUUUGUUAGAGUGUGACGACGACUGGCUUACGUUGUUGAACCCUCUAAUCGAGGUGUGCAACACGGCGGUCGUGUCUUCCGCCUUGUUGUACUUCAUCCAUAGUAUGCUCGUAAACGAGCCGCACAUUGGUAUGCUUUCAAAUAGACGAAAAAUAUGUUAUCUAUUUUUUUUCGAUCCUUUUUUCUUUUCGUUUUAACUUGAAAGAGGCUCGCUAAACUGAAUAAAGUACUGCGAAAGGCCCAGUUGAGCAUAAAAACACAGUUUAUUUGAGCGUAUUGUCUUCGACUUCUUACAAGGAAAGUGUGUGAGGUGAACAUUGCAGCUGUGGUCCAAGCUUCUGUGGUAGAUAGUCCUAGGUAUGAGUACUCGAAUAUAAAAAGAAAUAUCUGCUAAGCACCAUAGGAUACUGAGAAAUAGCCUCUCGAAAAUAAACGCAAAAAGCUCAAAAGCUGAUUUUCUUCGGUUUUUCGUUUUUUAAAACGUCUACUGUUCUUCACUAUAUCAUGAGCAACAAGAAAAGGAACUUUUUCCACGAAAAACCCACCUAGAAUUGGUUUUUGAGCUUUUCCUACACAUUUUCGACCGGCUAUUUCUCAGUACCCUAUGGCGCUUAGCAGAUAAAUCUUUUUUUUUUUGAAUACUCAAACCUGGGACUACCUACCAAAGAAGUUUGAUCCAUAUCUGCGAUGCUCACCUCACACACUUCCCUCGUUAGUCCAAAGAACUUUAGUCUUGCGCGAGAAAGGCAAAAGGUCGAGUUGUUGGAAUUGGAUGCAACUUUGUACAAAAAAACUUAAGGAACUCUUGAAUCCAAUGAAGUUGAAAAAGUGCCCCUUCAACGUUUUUUGACUAUAACUCAAAAGGCACACUUUUUCAACUUCUUUGGAUUCAGGGGGUCCAAAAUACCUCUACAAAGUUUGAUUGCAUUCCAAUACCUCUACCUUUUGCACGUUUGUUCCAGGUACAGCUCAGCUUUGAAAAUAAUGUCUAUAAAAUCAGGGCGCCGACUAGGAACAAAUUUAGUACAGCUGGAAAAGUGUUGCGAACGGCUUAGUUUACUGGUUAUGCAUAAAUAAUAAAAUAUUUAGUUUAGAGGUAAAAAACGCUCAAAAAUACAUUAACAGGGAAACUUUUGGAAGUUUUUAGAUCCGUUGGUUUCAUAAUAUUCACAUUGUUUCAUAAUUUGCCCUCCAGGCGACGUUUCUCUGGCCGUUUUCGUGCUACUCGACAAAAUUGCAACACUCCACUACAACUUGCAACCGGCCGUGUUCAACAUUUGCUGCGACUACUAUGACAAAGUUUCUUCCGAGUCCAACGUUGCCGAGGUACUCGCUAAUUUUUUUCAUGCGUAAGAAAUUGAAGGAAUACACUUAUUGCAGGUUAUUAUCGAAAGACAGCGUAUGAUUAUCGACCGACUCGUCCAUCUGUUGACAGUUGGAUCAGCGAUUCCCGUCAUCGAGAGAAUGAACAGCAUGCUCGAAGACGCCGCUAUCGACGCUUCCCUUGUCCGCUACUUUCUGUUGGAGGUACAUCAGUGUUUUCAAUGCAAGAGCUUCAGAUUUGCUUUCAUCUAACUAAUCACGAAAAUUUCAAAGAGUUCAAGAAGGAAUGCAUUACAGGUGCUUGAAAUAAUUGCGCCACCAUUCUCCGAGCAGUUUGUCGCCUUGAUGACGCCAUUGGUGGAAAAUGUUGAGAUAUUCGACAAGUUGGUUCUGGAUCGGUUUCCUCCUGCAGUCCACUUUAUCAAUCUUUGUAACAAAAACUGA
This is a messenger RNA of Caenorhabditis auriculariae, 6748 nucleotides long. NCBI's taxonomy places the organism in Eukaryota, Metazoa, Nematoda, Chromadorea, Rhabditida, Rhabditidae. The record is from the annotation of a GenBank genome assembly.